This is a messenger RNA of Lodderomyces jiufengensis, 1077 nucleotides long. RefSeq lists its product as uncharacterized. NCBI's taxonomy places the organism in Eukaryota, Fungi, Ascomycota, Pichiomycetes, Serinales, Debaryomycetaceae. The transcript has a single exon. The record is from RefSeq and is a predicted model, not a curated record. Bases 1 to 1077 code for a protein of 358 amino acids. Gene Ontology annotation, biological process: box C/D snoRNP assembly; maturation of LSU-rRNA from tricistronic rRNA transcript (SSU-rRNA, 5.8S rRNA, LSU-rRNA); snoRNA localization. Gene Ontology annotation, cellular component: nucleus; pre-snoRNP complex.
AUGAAUCAACCAGAAGGAAAAUGCUCAAUAUGUCAAACAAAUCAAUAUAAAUACACAUGUCCAGCAUGUGAAACCAAAUCAUGUUCAUUAAAUUGUUACAAACAACAUCAAACACAAUCAUCAUGUACUGGAAAGGUAGAUAAUACAAAAUUUAUAAAACAAGAAGAACUUUCACAAAAUUCCGUACACCUAAACAGAGACUAUAAUUUUUUGCUACAAGUAGAUAGAAAAAUUCAUUUAUCAAAAGAAGACCUUAAAACCAAUGCUAAACAUAUUUUCAAAAGAUCAAGAAAUGAUUUACAACCGAACCGAAAAAGAUUUAAAAAAUCUACUGAAGACUCAACUGACCAGAGAAAAAUAGCAGUUGAUAAAACUUUCAACGAUCCACAAACUAAAAUUAUACGGGAAAAUACAAUGGUUAUUCAACUACCUACUGGUAUGCAAAGAGCUUCAUCAAAUAAAACUGGGUAUGAUAAAAAAUCGAACACAUUUGUAUGGACAAUUGAAUGGAAGCUACUAGCUAAUUCAGGGAAAGAACUUACUACUUUUACAAGCUUCAGGCUAAAAGAAAAUUUAAUUUUGAAAGAUUCAAUCCCUAUGAAUAUACUAAAUAAUCAUGAAUGGAAGGAUAAAAAUAAUUUAAAAUUUUAUAUAAAAAAUGUUUUAAAUACUCCAAAGGACUCAGUCAUUGAACUAGAUGAAAAUGCUACAAUUGGUUCAGCAUUAAAAGAUAAAAUAGUGCUUGAAUAUCCAACCAUUUACGUAACCCAAGGCCCAGAUGUCUUGCAGAAUAAAGUACUUGUGGAAAAAGAAGCAUACCAGCUAGAGGAUACAAGUUCAGAUGCUAAUAGCUCGUCAUCGUCAAGCGAAGAUGAUCUGAGUGAUAAUAGUCAUUCAAGCUCAGAGGAUUCUGAUUCGAAUUCAGACUCAGAUGGAGGACCUGAAGAAAGUACUCUGAAACCACCAAUUCUCAAUAAAAAAUUUGAAGAUGAUGAAGUUGACAUACCCAAGGCAGUAGAUGAGAAUAAUGAUCAACCAAUUAUAGAAACUGUAAGUGAUUUACAAGAUAUAGAUUAA